ACUUCUUUACCUGGGCAGAUGUUGCAGUGCGAAGCGGUGCUAGCGAGUUCGCUAAAGUCGUACUUGAAUGUGGAUAACCCUGACUGGGGCUUUCCUUUUAAGAAGCUGGACCUCGAGAAGUCGACAACGAAUGCGCUGUCAACGGCGAAACCUGUGCCACUCAGUGAGAGUACCGCUGGUCACUGCUCCUUGUUGCCCAAGUGGUGCAAGGGAGAGAGUAAGCUGCUGUGGUUCACUACCACAAGGCUCCUCUGCGAUUUUUCACGCAAGGAAGAGAACGUUAGCGUGCUUCUCAUCUGCACCUCGAACUGCUACUUGCCCAUCUUUGAGGGAUGGGCCCUGCUGAUUCACGACACCCUCAGUGUCAUUUCUGAGUGCCCGAACACCAUCUCCUCUGAUAAUGCACAUAGGCGGAAAGUGCUUCAGUCAUACAUCCCGUAUGUCCUGGUCAAGCUGGGCAAGGAUCUCUCUAUGACAGAUGUCUUGUUUGGUGGGGCUGCCACUCUCAGUGCGCUCGCCAGCAGGAACGAUGAGAACUGUUAGUUCAUUGCCAAACACAACGGUGCUCAGAUGCUCAUCAAUACCUUCUACCAAGCCCAUCACAGGGAGGUGUGCUCAGGUUGACCCAAACACCUCGCUGCGCUCCAGCUCGGAUAA
Molecule: messenger RNA, 657 nt
Organism: Leishmania braziliensis MHOM/BR/75/M2904
Lineage: Eukaryota; Euglenozoa; Kinetoplastea; Trypanosomatida; Trypanosomatidae
Source: the annotation of a RefSeq genome assembly